AUGAAGAAGAUGAUCGCGGAGAAUAGUACCGAUAAAGUGCGAACCCAAGUUCGUCAGGCACUUUCUCAACAAGCUUUAGCGGAUCAACAGCGUCUCGUAGAACAUGCUGCACAACAGAAAGUUGAUACCGAUGGUGAAGUUAUUCAACCUAUACCAACAGAACAAAACAUUAACAAGGAAAAUAUGAUGGUCGAUCCUGUGCAGUCCCCAUUCCGGGUUAUUAAACGAAAUGGUGAAGUUGUCGAAUUUAAUAAAGAUAAAAUUUCAAUCGCUCUAAAAAAAGCAUUCUUAUCUGUUGAUCAGGCUAAUGAUGCUAGUGCUUCUUCCAGUGUGAAUCAAAAGGUUGAAAACUUAACUCAAGCGAUUGUAGACGUAUUUCUGCGGCGUUGUGGUGUGGAUGGCACGGUCAUUCAAAUCGAAGAAAUUCAAGACCAGGUUGAGCUUGCACUAAUGCGCUCUGGCGAACAAAAAGUUGCGCGAGCCUAUGUAUUGUAUCGAGAGCAGCAUGCUCAAAUACGUGAACAGAAUCUCCCUUCUCAAACGGCGCUUAUUCAAGUUGAACUAAAAAAUGGGGAGCAUGUAGACUUAGACCUUAGUAAGCUGCGCGAUCAGGUAAAUAAGGCCACUGCAGGUUUAAGUGAUGUAGAUGCUGAACUUGUUUUGUCGGAAGCUGUACGCAACCUGUAUAACGGUGUGAAGGUUUCAGACAUUCACGUUACAUUAAUGAUGGCUGCACGUACACGCAUUGAGCAUGAGCCUAAUUACAGCUUCGUUGCCUCACGUUUAUUAUUAAAUAAAAUCAUUGAAGAUGCCUUUGAGUACAUUGGUAUUGAAAAAUAUCGCGAUGAGGCUGACUCUUUUAGUGCAUAUAUCCAUAAAGCUGUAGAACUUGAGCUUCUUCAUCCAGAUUUAUUGCAAUUUGAUCUGAAAUUACUACAGUCACAUAUCCAACCCUCUCGUUCACUACAAUUUACUUAUCUUGGCCUUCAAACUCUUUUUGAUCGUUACUUUAUUCAAAAAGAUGACGUUCGGUUUGAACUUCCGCAAGUGUUUUUUAUGCGGGUGGCAAUGGGUCUCGCGGUAAAAGAGACGAAUAAAAACGAACGUGCAAUCGAAUUCUACAAUUUGCUUUCGACUUUUGAUUACAUGGCCUCUACUCCGACAUUAUUUAAUGCCGGCACACUGCAUGCACAAUUAUCAAGCUGCUACCUUUCUACUAUCGAUGAUGAUCUAUAUGCGAUUUAUACCGCGAUGAGAGAAGAUGCCAUGCUCUCUAAGUGGUCAGGUGGCUUAGGGAAUGAUUGGACACCAGUACGUGCUCUUAACUCGCAUAUCAAAGGCACGAACGGCAAGUCUCAGGGCGUUAUCCCCUUUCUAAAAGUCGCAAAUGAUACUGCAGUGGCGGUUAAUCAAGGUGGGAAGCGCAAAGGUGCUAUCUGUGCCUAUCUUGAAACCUGGCACUUAGAUAUUGAAGAAUUUUUAGAUUUGCGAAAAAACACGGGUGAUGAUCGUCGUCGUACACACGAUAUGAACACUGCCAAUUGGAUUCCAGAUUUGUUUAUGAUCCGCAUGUUCAACGAUGAAACGUGGACAUUGUUCACCCCUUCUGAAACCCCUGAUUUACACGAUUUAUAUGGCGCUGAAUUCCAGGCACGCUACGAAUAUUAUGAGUCUGUCGCUAAGCAAAACAACAUGCUCCACAAAGUUGUAAAAGCCAAAGAUUUGUGGCGCAAAAUGUUGUCUAUGCUAUUUGAAACUGGUCAUCCGUGGUUUACGUUCAAAGACCCAUGCAACAUCCGCAGUCCACAACAACACGUAGGCGUUGUGCACUCCUCAAAUCUUUGUACUGAAAUCACCUUGAAUACAUCAGGCGAUGAAAUUGCUGUUUGUAACUUGGGAUCAGUAAACCUGCCGCAACACAUUGUCGAUGGUAAGCUCGAUACAGUGAAGCUAGAAGCUACGAUUCGCACGGCGGUUCGCAUGCUUGAUAACGUGAUUGAUAUUAAUUACUACCCUGUAGAAAAAGCCCUAAAUUCAAACCUUCGUCAUCGUCCUGUCGGUCUUGGCCUAAUGGGUUUCCAAGAUGCACUUUAUAAGAUGAACAUUGCAUACAGCUCCGAAGAGGCGGUUGAGUUUGCCGACUAUUCAAUGGAGCAUAUUAGUUAUCAUGCAAUUUCUGCUUCUAAUGCUUUAGCGCAAGAGCGUGGCAGCUAUUCUACCUUUGAAGGUUCUUUAUGGCACCAAGGUAUCUUACCGAUUGACUCUAUUGCAAUGCUUGCAAAGACUCGACCAGAAGGUAUGCACAACAUGGAUACCAAGUCCACCUUGGAUUGGGAUUCAUUACGCCGUGCUGUCAAAACGACUGGGAUGCGUAACUCAAACGUUAUGGCUAUCGCGCCUACCGCUACAAUUUCAAAUAUCUGUGGUGUAACUCAAUCGAUUGAGCCUACAUUUCAAAACUUAUUUGUGAAGUCCAACCUUUCAGGUGAAUUCACAGUUAUCAAUCCUUACCUUGUUAAUGCACUCAAAGCAAUUGGCUUGUGGGACAGUGUGAUGGUCAAUGAUCUGAAACACUUCGAAGGCUCUGUGCAAAAGAUUGAACGCAUUCCAGAAAAUAUCAAAGCCAUUUAUGCCACGGCGUUUGAAACUGAUCCGCGUUAUUUGGUUGAUUCCGCUUCACGCCGUCAAAAAUGGGUAGACCAGGCUCAAUCUUUGAACCUUUACAUUUCUGGGGCAAACGGAAAGAAACUAGAUUUUGUGUACAAGAUGGUUUGGUUGGUAGGCCUAAAAACCACAUAUUAUCUGCGUGCACUAGGGGCAACGUCCGCUGAAAAGUCAACUUUAAAUACAGGGGCUUUAAAUGCUGUAAAACUUGAGCCUGUCCAGAAUGAAAAUCCUGUUGCGGCUCCUGUACCUAAUGCCUGUAGUAUUUUGGAUUCAUCUUGGGAUGAUUUGAUGUCUAAGAUAGGUGAAAAGGGAUUCACUUUAGUAGAGACACUUGUAGCACUCGCUAUUGCCGGAGUGCUUGUUGCCAUCGCGGUGCCAAGUUACAAGUUCUACGUUGCGCGAACCCAAGUUACAGAAUCGUUAAGUUCUGCAUCGAUGCAGUCUUUCAGUGUUGCACAGAAUUUAAAGCGAGGACGCUGUACAACAGUAGCAGGCGUUAACGAUGUAUAUCCUAAUCGCUUUGGUACUCUCACUAUUUCUGGCGCAAAAGUCACAUCAAAGGGAGAAAAUUGUCCAAGUGGCUGUACUGCAACGUUCUUGUUUAAUGACACUACUGAAAAACAUCUACAAGGCAAACAAGUUGUAUUCAAUAUUCUCAAUAAUCAAAAAGUAUCAUUCGUCUCAAGUACGGUGGAUUCGCUUUAUCUUCCUAAAGAGUUGAAAACAAUUUCGACUACAACCACAGACAAUUGCACAGCAAUUCCUGAUCAGCCACUAACAUCAACUGAUAGUAGUAUUCCUGGCGGUUCAACUACGAAUCCAACACCAACUACGCCAACGCCAACUACGCCAACUACGCCAACUGUCCCUACUACACCGAUUGACCCGACAACACCGGUUGAUCCGACCAACCCAACAAAUCCAACUGAUCCGACAAACCCAACUAAUCCAACAAACCCAACCGAUCCAACAAACCCAGCGAACGGAGAUGAAAUUAUCUCUGAAAAGAUUAAUACAGUUUCAUACUCCUGGCGGUUCAACUACGAAUCCAACACCAACUGCCCCAACACCAACAACACCCGAUCCAACAAACCCAACGAAUCCAACAAACCCAACGAAUCCAACCAAUCCAACUACACCAACCAAUCCGACUCCAACCCCUGUGCCAACGCCGACACCUGUGCCAACGCCGACUCCACCUACUGCAACGAUUGA
Molecule: messenger RNA, 3882 nt
Organism: Ostrinia furnacalis (Asian corn borer)
Lineage: Eukaryota; Metazoa; Arthropoda; Insecta; Lepidoptera; Crambidae
Product: ribonucleoside-diphosphate reductase subunit alpha-like
Exons: 4
Coding region: 1-3882 (1293 amino acids)
Biological process (GO): deoxyribonucleotide biosynthetic process
Cellular component (GO): ribonucleoside-diphosphate reductase complex
Molecular function (GO): ATP binding; ribonucleoside-diphosphate reductase activity, thioredoxin disulfide as acceptor
Source: RefSeq, a predicted model, not a curated record